UUGCCCUUGCACUGGUUUUGUUGGAGCGAAAUGGAUUUGAUUAAGGUUUGGAGAUUGAGCCCCUGCGUAAGUGUAAUUCCCUCACCACCACUUAUCACUAUCACUCCGAGUAGAAUUCGCUUCUUCUCUGCCUCUGCAACAAAUUUCUCCUUUCAGUUUUCUACAUCUCCCUGCACUCCCAUUCCACGUGGCAGAAGGAGAGACUCUGAUUCAGAGCCCGUUCUAGAACCCUCCAUUGUCCAAGAGCUAUCAUUCGACGACGAAGAAGAAGACUUCCUCGACGAAUUUCAGUACGAGGAUGAAGACGACGGCGACGAGUACUACGACGGAGAAGAGGAGGCUGGUGUGCCUUAUGCAGGUGAUGGCGGCGCAGGUGGUGGAAUCUCCCUCGCCGGGACAUGGUGGGAUAAAAAAGCACUAGCCAUUGCUAAAGAGGUUACUCUCUCUUUUGAUGGCGAAUUGCAAAUUUAUGCUUUUAAAACAUUGGUCAACGCCACCAUUCAAGUGCGCAUUGAGAACCUUUCUAAAAAGUCUGGUUCCCCCAGCAUGGAAGAUAUUGAAGCAUUCUCUGCAACAUACAGAGCAAAAUUGGAUGAAGCAGAACUUGCCAAAUUUGUUCCCGACAAUAUAUGUUUGGAGGUGUCAUCUCCUGGUGUUGAAAGAAUAGUUCGGAUUCCAGAUGACCUAGAUCGAUUCAAGGACCGACCUAUGUAUGUGAAAUAUGUCAUUAAUGAUGAUUCAAAUAAUCCAGCUGCAGAAAGUGAUGGUGUCUUCAGGCUUGAAUCUUUUGACAUGGAAACGAAAUAUUGCAGCUGGGGUUUAGCAGAUGUGAAAGUCAACAGACAGAAAGCAGGGAAAGGAAGACCACUGAAUAAAAAACAAAGAGAGUGGCGUUUAAGCACUCCAUUUGAUUCCUUACGUUUUGUACGGUUGCACUCUGAUAUUUAAAUUAUUUAUUUUGCCCGAAAGUUGAUGACUAGAUUUCAUCAUUCGUAUGUAUACGUCUGUGUAUGUUCAUUGUAUACGCAUAUAAAGAACUGCAAUAGUAGAUAGUUAGAACAAUUAACAGAUACGGUACUAGUUCAAUCUUAAAACUAUUUACUUCAUGGGAAAUAUAGAAGAGAAAACCAAUUAUUAUGAGA
This is a messenger RNA of Cajanus cajan (pigeon pea), 1142 nucleotides long. Lineage: Eukaryota; Viridiplantae; Streptophyta; Magnoliopsida; Fabales; Fabaceae. The record is from RefSeq and is a predicted model, not a curated record.